GACUGGGCCUGGGUGUCUCUGGGUUGUGGGUACUGGCGUCAGUAGGUUUUUGAACGCCGCUGAGAGCAGCUGCACCAUUUUCGAGAUACGAACCGGUUAGCUUCGUUGCAGCAGUUGCACCAACCAGCACCAACCAACCAACAACAUCAUGGCGGUCUUUGGCAUGGUCUCGGCCGUGUCCGGCUUUGUCAAGAUACGAUAUCUGCUAGACAAGGCGGUCAUCGACAAUAUGGUUUUCCGGUGCCACUACAGGAUCACGACCGCCAUUCUCUUCACCUGUUGCAUUAUUGUAACAGCAAACAAUCUGAUUGGCGAUCCCAUAAGUUGCAUCAACGACGGCUCCAUACCGAUGCACGUCAUCAACACCUUCUGCUGGAUUACGUACACGUUCACGAUACCCGGGCAGCAGCACCGGCAGAUAGGAACAGAUGUGGCUGCCCCGGGAUUGGGCAACGAGUAUGGUCAGGAGAAGCGCUAUCAUAGCUACUAUCAGUGGGUGCCAUUUGUGCUAUUUUUCCAGGGUCUUAUGUUCUAUGUUCCUCACUGGAUCUGGAAGAACAUGGAGGAUGGCAAGAUCCGGAUGAUCACCGAUGGCCUGCGUGGAAUGGUCAGUGUGCCGGAUGAUUAUCGUCGGGAGCGCCAGGAUCGCAUCCUCAAGUACUUCGUCAAUAGCCUGAACACCCACAAUGGGUACUCCUUCGCCUACUUCCUCUGCGAGCUGCUCAACUUUGUCAAUGUGAUUGUCAAUAUUUUCAUGGUGGAUAAGUUCCUGGGCGGUGCUUUCAUGUCCUACGGCACGGAUGUGGUCAAGUUCUCGAACAUGGACCAGGACAAACGCUACGAUCCCAUGAUCGAGAUCUUUCCCAGACUAACCAAGUGCACCUUCCACAAGUUCGGUCCCAGCGGAUCCAUUCAGAAGCAUGACACACUCUGUGUCCUGGCCUUGAAUAUCCUUAACGAGAAGAUCUACAUCUUCCUGUGGUUCUGGUUUAUUAUCUUGGCCACCAUCUCUGGUGGUGCUGUGCUCUACUCACUGGUGACUAUUAUGAUGCCCACAACCCGGGAGACGAUCAUCAAGCGCUCCUACCGCUCCGGCCAGCGCAAGGAGAUCGCCGGACUGGUCAGGCGCCUGGAGAUUGGUGACUUCCUCAUCUUGCACUUCCUUAGCCAGAACCUGAGCACAAGAUCGUACAGCGAUAUGUUGCAGCAACUGUGUGGAUUGCUGGGCGCCUCUCGGACCCCCUCGGCUCCCUCGACCCUCGAAAUGAAUCCCAUCAGCCAUCCGAUCUAUCCGCCCGUCGAGAGCUUCGGCGGCGGCAAGGAGACCGAGACAUAAGCCCACAUCCCCACCGGCGGAGUGGCAUCAUUUCAAUGAUUUCUCAAUAAUAUUUGUAGGGCGAUGAUAGGAAGGAGGAGAUAUAUAGGAGAGAGUUGGAGUUUUGUGUCAUGAAGUUAGGUAUUUCCAUGUCUGCCACCAAGAAUGAUCCUCGAACAUUACCCUUUCGGAGAUAACUCGAUAACGUUCUAAUGCAAAAAUAUAUAUUUAGCAAAAUUAUAAGGAAAAA
This is a messenger RNA of Drosophila bipectinata, 1565 nucleotides long. The record is from RefSeq and is a predicted model, not a curated record. Lineage: Eukaryota; Metazoa; Arthropoda; Insecta; Diptera; Drosophilidae.